AUGGCAGAAUUCGGUGCAGGUGAAUUAUUGGUUACCUCUAUGGAUGCAGAUGGGACUAAAGCGGGCUAUGACAUUGGCUUAAUGCGUCAAAUCAAUGAUCGUGUCACCAUUCCAACCAUUGCGUCAGGUGGUGUGGGUGGUGCCGAUGCUGUAUUGGCAGCCUCGAUAUUCCAUUUUGGUCAAUACUCUAUUCCUGAAGCGAAACAAUACCUUGCUAAACAAGGGAUUGAAAUGCGUCUUUAA
Oppiella nova is the source of this 243-nucleotide messenger RNA. The record is from the annotation of a GenBank genome assembly. Lineage: Eukaryota; Metazoa; Arthropoda; Arachnida; Sarcoptiformes; Oppiidae.